AUGGACCGGGCUACGCGAUCUUUGCGGGGUAAAAAAGCGGAUAAACCUAUAGCGCCUACCGCUAUAGAUAUUGAGAUCGGUCGUCAUUGCGGCAAAACCGUUGCGCUCGAAGCAACGACCGAGUAUUUGCAGGCAUCAAAAAGGGCCCCAACCCCAGAGCUCUCGGAGAGGAUUCACGAACUCACCAAGGAGAAUGGUCAGCUCAGGUUGGAGAUCAAAUACCAACAAGAGAGAGAGGAGGUGUUGAAGGAUCUGCCCGAUGAUGCCAAGUUCAUGGUGGAGACAAUGUGGAACGCGCUUAUGCACUGCAAGCAGGUGCUACAGGAGGUGGAGGAUGAUCGAGCCCAGGCUAUGAGUGGUGUGGAGCGGGUGUAA
Venustampulla echinocandica is the source of this 375-nucleotide messenger RNA. RefSeq lists its product as uncharacterized. The transcript has a single exon. The coding region runs from base 1 to 375 and encodes 124 amino acids. The record is from RefSeq and is a predicted model, not a curated record. Lineage: Eukaryota; Fungi; Ascomycota; Leotiomycetes; Helotiales; Pleuroascaceae.